This is a messenger RNA of Bursaphelenchus okinawaensis, 8474 nucleotides long. NCBI's taxonomy places the organism in Eukaryota, Metazoa, Nematoda, Chromadorea, Rhabditida, Aphelenchoididae. The record is from the annotation of a GenBank genome assembly.
AUGAAUGGCAUUGCUUGCUGGCUCAUGCUCGCUAUAAACGUAAUUACAUAGAUUUACAUAAAAACAAAGUAAAGCCCAAACUAAUAAUUAAAUUUAAGAUGGAUGCACAACAGUUCAUGCAGCUGGCUUUGUUGUUACUAUGACAACAAGAUCCGCCUUCGGAACGGGUUUUGUGGAGACAAAUUGUAAUAACAAUACAAUUUCAGGUAAAUGCCAAAGAUAAGAGUUGCGGAGGCCGCGAUGACGGCCUCGUCUACUCCAUACAUCACCACAGCCAUCCCGAGUUCCGCAUAAACCCACAGACGGGCGAGAUCUGUGUCGCUAAAGCCCUGGAUUUCGAGCGCCAGCAACGCUUCCAACUCACCGUUUUCGCCAGCAGCCAAGGUAGGAGCCACCGUCAGCAUCGCACUUAGAAUCCCACCGUGCGCACUCCUGUAAACACUUGAGAGUUAAAAAUAGCCACGAAAUAUGAAAGGAGAACCAACACGCAACCGAGUCUUUCUUUCCUAUCUCCCUUAAUAACUUUACGCCAACAACGGGCCUAGCAUAAUGCACCUGUUAAGGUGAUUCUGAAUUAUUUACACAUAUUGCUUUUUCCCAUCCUCCGAGUAAUUAGCCGCCCUACGUCAAGUAGAAGUAAUCCCCUCUUAAUUACACCUUUUUCAGACCAGAAGUCGGCUACCGCGCUUGUUAAUAUUAAUGUGCAAGAUCUUAACGACAAUGCCCCAAUAUUCUCCCUCUGCAUUACUUCGUUACCAUCAGUAGUAAUGACCCCGUGAACGCGUCGUUACCGCUGCUACAGGUUCAUGCUACAGACAAGGACAACGGUGAAUUCGAGGGAUUGUUGUACAGCCUGGUAGACAGUUAUGACAAAACCUUCAAGGUCGAUGCCCACUCAGGGUUACUGUAUUACAUCAAGAAAGCACCCACCUCCAUGAUAGAGAAAAAACACAUCGAACUGACAGUAACAGUAUCAGAUGUUGGGAAACUGCAGAGUAAUGACAGUGUGAGUAAACCAUAAAUGAGGGACAAGAAGAAUAAAAAACACUUUCAGGCCGUUAUUCAUGUGAACCUGGGUAACACCAACGACUGUCCAGCCUUCUCCAACAAGAUAUACAAGUUCAAGGUAUCAGAAGACGUUCUUCCCGGUAUAGUGAUAGGAGAACUGUCCGCAAAAGGAGCUACGCUCAUUAACAUACAAAAGGUGAACGAGGAAGACCCAGAGUACUUCUAUCUUGAUGGUGGAAAACUCUCCGUUUCCAGGGACAUCUCAGAAUCGGACAUUUAUUUCUUGACCGCCCAAGCCAUCUCAACAUCAGGCUGCACAAGUUUUGCGCAAGUUCAGGUCGAGGUGGAUGACGUGAACAACCAUGUUCCGCAGUUCAAUACAGACGUCUUGAAGAUCUCCAUCCCGGAGAACUUCCCUAUCCACACCAACUUCUUCUCGGUUCAAGCCCAAGACAAAGACAGAAAUGAGGUAUAAUUAUAUAACGUUCGCCAGUAAUUACAGUAGGGAAAGUUGAACAUUUUGAAAGUAUGGGCCUGCAGGUUCUCUAACAACUUGUCAAUUAAUAAGAGUAUACCCACACGCUUAUUUACAGAAUGGCAGAAUAACAUACGAACUCAUGUCAAGCCGACCUCAUUGCCCAGUCAUAAUCCAGCCAAUUACUGGCCAAACCAUACUAGCAGCCCCUCUUGACUACGAGAAUGUGCAAGAGUACCAGUUGGUCAUUAGAGCACAAGAUCAAGGUAUCCCAGCAUUGAGUUCCACAGUCAAUGUUACACUCAAGGUGCUGGAUGUGAAUGAUAAUGCUCCUGAAUUCAAGCAAAGUCUUUACAAAGCCGAAGUAAGCGACAAACAACAUUUCGUCAAACAAAAUUUUGUAAAAAAAAUUUCGAAAGACAUUUUUCUGUCAAAAAGACUUUUUAAAAAUUAUUUUUUCGAAAAAAGGAAAUCGUUGCCAAACCCAACAAAUAAAUAAAGGAAAAUUUAUUUUUUUGCAGUAUUACUAGCCAAAGGAUCAAAUAUUCUCUUCAAAACUCAAUUGUUUUACAGAAACUCUUUUUAAUUAAUUUAAAAUUAAUUAUUUUAGGUACCUGAAAAUGCACAGUUAAUGACAACUGUGUUGAAGGUGUUGGCAUCAGACAAAGACAGCGGGAACAAUGGCAAAGUGAAGUACAGGUUGGUAAAAACCUCAUAUUCUGAGUUCGAAAUUAAUGCUGUAACCGGAGAAAUAUACUUGAAUCAGGAGCUGGAUCGUGAACGACAGUCGGAUUACUCUUUUGUUGUUGUAGCUUCUGAUUCUGGAAGUGUAAGUUUUUUUGUUCGAAGGUUUUUACGUAGUUUGUUACCUAAUUUAUGCUAAAAAUGUUAAAUUUAAGAGUAUUUUGUGUUUCGAUGUUUUAUAUUAUAGUUAAUCAGAAUGAUAUUGUUUUAGCCGGAGCUGGAAACUAACGCAUCAGUUCAUAUAAAAGUAUUGGACAUAAACGAUAACAGUCCCAAUUGCUCGACGAUACAGCCUUUUUACAUCAAACGGGGCGAAGAUAGACACAUAAUUGGUGUUAUUGACGCGAAAGACGCUGAUAACGGUGCAAAUGGUACAGUCACCUACAGAAUCCAAAGACAUAAUGAAUACUUUGAUGUGAAGACGAGUGGUCACAUCUCCAUCAAGAAGAAGCUGCCUCUGAACCUGGAGAGCUACGGUUUCUUCGUGAUCGCUGAAGACGGUGGACCAACUGCACGCUCUGUAGUUUGUCAGGUACGUGUUAACAUCGAGAAGAGAACGAAGACCAUCACCGUGCUGGGUCCUGUAGAUUCCUUGAUUAAGUUAGAUCCGGCUUGUGGAGUCGGCUGUCAGCUAGCACGAAUAAACGUUACCAAUGUGGAACGAUGGGAAUUAGAAGAAAGUACUGUAUCACAGUAUUUUGACGUUAACGAUGGGAUUCUGAAGUUGGUGAAGAAGAUUGAAGACGAAAGUCUGUUUCUGACACCACGACAACUUGUAAUUAACAUGUUUGAGAAGGAGAACAAGCAAAAGCAGUUGACGUUUACGGUAAAAAAAUGGUUAAGGGUAAUGAACAAUGAACAUACGAACACAAUCAAGGUAUCUGAACAACUGGUACCCGGCACCAAGGUCGUAUCUGGUGGAGGGGCUUUGGAACACUGUUACUACAAUUUGGAUCAGAAUUGGAGCCAGACUUUUGGACUGAACCCGUCUACUGGAGAUGUCUAUUUAACAUCGUAUUUCAAUUACUCUGAUGUGAACUCGUAUACGAUAAGACUGACAAGACACAACAUCUUGAUACCUGAUCUCGUGGAGUCUACAUUGAUAGUUGAAGUAGAAAACGAGAAUCUACAUUCUCCGAAGUUCUCUUCUGUCUACUACAACUUUUCUGUGAUAGAAGAUGUACCGAUCGGGACACGGGUAGGGCAACUUAGUGCUUUUGACGAAGAUGAUGGUAACAACAAGACAUUGACGUUUAAGAUGGUGGGGGACAACUCUUACUUUACCGUCGAUGAAAGUAAUGGAGAGAUUUACACCAAAACCGCUUUGGAUUACGGUAAACAAGAAAAGCAUCAAUUGGUGGUGGAGGUGCUCGACAAUCCUCCAGACUUUAGAAACAAGCGUAGCAGUAAAUGUGUGGUGGUGGUGGAUGUUAUUGAUACCAACAACCACGUUCCUCUGUUUCUGUCUGAUAGCAAUAUUACUAUCGUAUUGGACCCGUUAGUCAACUCUAUUCCAGUCCAUUAUUUUGUAGCAGAAGACAGUGAUUCUGGAGACUUUGGGAGAGUACGGUACUCGAUCAUUGAUGGUAACAAACCUGAGUAUUUUAGCUUGGAUUCUGUUACAGGUAAGGUGAUGUUUGUGAAUAUAACCUAAGUUCAGUAGUUUAUAUAAAGUUUACUAAAGAUAAACAAUGCUUUAGGGGAGUUAUCGAUGAUUCAUCGACCAGACGGAGUUAUAAAGCUUACCGUACGGGCUGCAGACCAGGACCUGGUAACCCCACAACAUACGGAUCAACUUUUUACAGUGAAUGUAAAGCAAAAUGAAGUUCAAUGGUUCUUCUUCUCGAAGUCUGUAAACGAAAUUACAGUAACCGAUGCUGAGAAAGGCGCUACUCUGAUUGACUUUGGAAAGAAAAUCAAAAGUAAGUUUUUGUUGAUAUUUAAGUGUUAUUCUAGAUACUUUAUUUUCUAUAUUGAUAUACUGUACUUUUAGCUAAUUCUUUGUACUUUAAACUUCUGCCACAAACCGAAAAGUCAUUUUUGAUCGACCAAUCUACUGGCGUAGUCAAGUUGAAUUCUGAUAAUUUGCAACAACCUAAGUACCAUCUGACAGGUACGUUGUGGUUAAUAUAAGAUUAAGUAACCUUGUUUUUAACUGUUUUAUGACUACAUUACAGGUUAUAUUAUAUUAAAUAAAUGUAUAUUUUACAGCUUACGUACUCGACAAGAUCAGCAACAAAUCUGAUACUACUUCUGUCGUAGUCACCGUACCAGAAGUACAAUAUGGCCCCAAGAUGUCAGACGUCAGUUGUGGAGAGAUAUCGGUAAUCGAGAACAGGAACUUUGAUUCUCUCACUCGAGUUGUGGCUACAAUCAAUGGAAAGCCUUCUAAAGAGAUACACUACAGUAUCGUCGGGGGUUCUGGAGGCGAUCGCUUUGAGAUCAAUCAGGCUUCUGGAGUCAUUUCAUCUAAGCCUUUGGACCGAGAAUCUCAAGAUGAAUAUAUUCUGGUGGUGUCUGCAUCUGACAAACAUACUCCACAGAGAGUGGAUGUGUGUACUAUAAAAGUUCAUGUUUUGGACGAAAAUGACAACGCUCCUGAAUUCAAAGAUAAUGCUACAGUAAUCUUUACGAUCACGGAGAAGGACGCUCCUGGAGCCAUUAUUGGGAGGGUUGAAGCUACUGAUAAUGACAUUGGACCUGGCGGUAAAGUGUGGUACAAGCUGAGUAACGACGAAAGCGGAAUGUUGGACAUCAUUCCUUCUACUGGCGAUAUCAUCUUUGCAAGGUAGGAUAUUAAAUUUAAAGAAAAAACACUAUUUUUUGAUUACAUUUAUUGUUCAUAUUAGUAGAAGCUUGUGACAGGAAUGUUGAAAAUGUCUCGUAUUUUAGAAAUCUUCCAUUUACAAGCUUUGGGUGGGAGGCUACGGUGAUUGCUGAAGACCUUGGGCUGAGUAAAACACUACAUUCAUCUAAAACAAUUACCAUCAAAUGGGAGAGAAAGUCGAUCAAGGUAACUGACAUUGAUGAGGUUCAAUUUUUGCGUCACAACUACACGGCUACAGUAAUCGAAGGGCUUCCGAAGGGAACUUUUGUGAUUCAGGUAUGCUAAACAGCAUCAUUUUGUAUACUUUGUAAACUGUUAUUAUUAUUUUGUACUCUAGGUUGAAAGCACAGACAUCUUCAUGCCCAUAAACAAGGUCACCUACAAGAUAAUAUCUGGCAACAACGACGCUGCCUUCACCGUAGAUGAACUCGGAGUACUGAAGACAGCUCAAGUAUUGGACAGCGAGAUCAAUUCCGUCUACAUCCUCAAACUGGUAGCCAUUGGUAACUUUAGAACAUUGCCAGAAUGUCUUGUCACCGUGAGAGUUAUUAAUGUUAACGAUAACUCUCCGAUCUUCUCCCCUCCGUUGAUCCAACAUAUUGAGGAAGAUCUGCCUUCUGGCUCUUUGGUGAUGUCAGUAAGAGCUCGUGACGCUGACCCGGAGAGUAUUCUGGAGUACGCUCUGUCUCCGCCUACAGAAUUCUUCCAUCUGAAUCGUUUCACCGGAGAACUGCUCCUUCUGAAGCCUUUGGACUUCGAGACUCAAGCUGUUCAUGUUCUUAAUGUUCAUGCCUACGAUGGAGAACAUACUGUAUUCACAGAGUUUACAGUAAGGGUUCUUGAUGUGAAUGACAAUGCUCCUAAGUUCUCCACGGACCUGUUUGAGUUUAGUGCUGGCGCUACUGUACUACAAGGUGCUACAAUCGGAAGGAUCAGCGCGAUGGAUGCGGAUUCAGAAGAGUUUGGAAGGCUACACUAUUCUCUAAUUGAAGCGCAAAACUUUGUGGCUCUGGAUGGAGAUACUGGGCUUGUAACGCUUAUGAAGCCGUUACGAAGCGAUCAGAAUGUGUUUUUGACCGUACAAGUAGGUGUUAUCGACUUUAUUUUGGAUAUAACUGUACCCAACUUUACUUCUAAUUAAAAACAAUUUUAGGCCAGAGAUUUCGGCACACCGCCACUGAUGUCAUUGUCGACCAUUCGUCUUUCUGGAGCUACAAGAACCAACAAAAAGGCUCCAAGGUUCAAGAAGACUGAGUUCAAGUUCAUGGUGGCUGAAGACUUCCCCUUGUACUUAUCUUUCGGGCAAGUAGACGUUACUACUGGUGUGAAUGCUCUCCUUGAAUACUCUAUUAUCAGUUUCGAUGGAUCUUCACCGCCUUUCAAGAUAUUGCCGAAUGGAAAGCUGUACCUUGUGGGACCAUUGGACUACACUGCCAAACAGACUUACAAUUUCGAAAUUUCUGUCAAAAACGCUUUCGAACCGGAAAACUCACGGAAUACUGUAGUUUCAAAAGCCAACUUGUUUAUUACGGUAACUGAUGCCAAUAACAAUGGGCCUGUAGUGGAUGCAUCUUCAAGGAACAUCAACGUCACAUUGAAAGAGAAUUUCGAAAAGGGACAGUUUAUUGCAAAGUAAGUGUCAGGUCAUACUGAGGAAUGGAACCUUAAUAUUUUGAUUGAUUUUUAACCAAAUUUUAUUUUUAGAAUCCAGGCCGCUGAUGCCGACGCCGGAAACAAUGGAAAGUUGAGUUACUUCAUCCUCGCCAGUAGUGUCCCGUCGAUGCUUAAAUUGGAUGAAAAUACAGGUGACGUAACCUUCGAUCAGUGGUACGACAACAGCUUUACUGAACUGCGAUCUCGUCGUGAUAUCACCGAAGAGAUUAUUGUCUUAAUCAGUGAUAACGGAGCCAAGAAACGAUGGACGAACACUAAGAUGACUGUGACCUUGUUAUUCAACGAUUGGUCAGGUUCAGCGCCGUUCUUUCCUGUACCCUAUUACAAAGCCUUCUUGCCUGAGGCUACACAUGAAGGAGCUACCGUUGUUAAUGUUCGACCGGUAAACCGACUAGGUCUUUAUGACAAUUCUUGGAGGUACGAUAUAAUACACAAUGACGAGAUAUUCACCAUCAACUCUACUGAUGGUACUGUAUAUCUUAGUGGAAAGUUAGACUUUGAGCUGCACAAUGAGUACGAGUUUAUAGUUACAGUAUCUGACAGUAUGGGUAGGUCAGAUCGUAUCUCUGUCUACGUCUCUGUAUUGGGGAUCGAUGAGAAUGCACCUAUGUUUACUAUGCCGUCAUAUGAGUUUUAUGUAAGUUAACCUCAUACAGUUUACUAUAAUCAUUAUAUUCUAGUUUUUUAUUAACUUAUAUUGUUAUAGGUUCCAUGGAGUGCCAGUGUAGGACAAGAAAUCGGGAUAGUUGAGGCUACAGAUGCCGACAAAGGAGUUCACAGUAAAGUCGUAUACACCUUACAAGAUAAACAUCUCAAGUCAAUUGGCAUUGAUGGUGCAUCCGGCACUUUGAUGUUAUUGGAGCCUUUGUCACGUUACAGUAACCACUCUGUUGAAGAGAUUACGGUAAUCGCAUCUUCAAGUCCAGUACAAUUUUCAAAAGUGCCAGUGACUCUUCACUUCAUGGACUCUACUGAUGUUAUCUACACCAUCCAGAACAAUGUUCCCCACCUCAACAGACUGAUCAUAGGUAUCGGUACCAGUUUGUUCGUACUGUUUUGUGUACUUCUCGUCUUCAUGUUGUACAAAAUAAUGCAAAGAAGAGGUCAGCUUCAGAGACCGAAGCGACACAUUUACUCUGUAGCAAAAGGCAACGUGGCUACGAUGGCCAAUGUCAACAAGAUGUCACCCAACUAUUUCAAGACUGUCAAGAGUAUCUCCAGCACAGCACAUACCACCAUCUCCCAGCCAUGCUCCAUCAAGUCAUACGAACACGAAGAAAUCAACGUCAAGCCAGAAUCUGAUUACGUACGGUCGUGUGAUGAAGCUAUGCUCAGGUCGCAAAUAGAUUCAGGCAUCGACCCGGAUUCCUCGUCAAUCGUGAGUGGAGUUACGGACUAUCUGAAUCAUGUCACUGCCAGAACCUCUAUUACCUUCAGCUCAACAAACCCAAUAGUUAACCAGAUUUUGAAUGCUAAUAUACAGGAUGAUGUUAGUGCCAAUGAAGCACCUAUAUCAAGUAUUCAGCCAACUGUUGGCUUGGCCCGACCCCUGUCAAUUAGGAAACAGGUAUGAGUAAAGUUGUUGACAUAUUGUGAUUAAAUAUAGAUAAAAUGUAUAUUUAUUGUAGUUAACAUUUCACAAUUUUAAUUUUGAAUCGUUUUCAGUUACACUUUAACUUCCCCGAGUUACCGUCCAUCAACAGAAUAAUCUCCGAGAACGAGAAGGACGACAACAUACUGCUUUAA